Molecule: messenger RNA, 525 nt
Organism: Mustela erminea (ermine)
Lineage: Eukaryota; Metazoa; Chordata; Mammalia; Carnivora; Mustelidae
Product: galectin-7-like
Exons: 4
Coding region: 37-456 (139 amino acids)
Molecular function (GO): carbohydrate binding
Source: RefSeq, a predicted model, not a curated record
CCCACCAGCGCCAUUGUCUGCCCCACUGUCCCAGCCAUGGCAGGGAGUUCUAACGUGCCCCACAAGACCUCGCUUCCUGAGGGCAUCCGAGUGGGAACUGUUAUGAGGAUCCGUGGUGUCAUCCCAGAAAAGGCUGGCAGGUUCUAUGUGAACCUGCUGUGCAGCGAGGCCCCAGGGAGUGAGGCCGCCCUUCACUUCAAUCCGCGCCUUGAUGAGUCCGCUGUGGUCUUCAACACAUUGGAGCAGGGCACUUGGGGCCGAGAGGAGCGCGGCUCAGGAAUUCCCUUCCAGCACGGGCAACCUUUCGAUGUGCUCCUCAUUGCCACGGAAGAAGGCUUCAAGGCGGUGGUCGGCGACUCGGAGUACCACCACUUCCGCUACCGGAUCCCGCCGGCGCGCGUGCGCCUCUUGGAGGUGGGCGGGGACUUGCAGCUGGAUUCCGUGAAGAUCUUCUGAGACCCCCCCACCCCGAGGGGCUGGGGGCGCUGGGGUUCGGGAAUGGCAAAUAAAGUUUCAGCCCACGUC